GACAAACAUGAGGAAAUCGAGAAAACAAUAAGGAAUCCGAAGAAAACAUCUUUACAAAGAAUCUAAUGUAUCAUCCAUCACGCAUCGCUUUCUGUAGGGAAAAUAUCCAAUUGCAUGGAUCCAACCACGGUCUGGAAUCAUGUCGAGGUGAUCAGUCCAACAACAAAAGACCAACACCGCUCCAAUAGGUUAUGGAGCAUGGAAGAGUCGCACUGCAUCGUCAUCACCUCAUCAUCAUCUCGAAGGAGGUGAAAGAGCUGAAAAGGGUGUGGCGCUUUGCCGAGUAACUUGCAGGCAGCCAUGGCUCCUCUGACUCCGAGAGUUGUAGUGCCGGUAGACGUGAAGAAGAAGCCCUGGGAGCAGAAACUUCCCCUUCACAACCGAUGGCACCCUGACAUACCCGCGGUAGCAGAUGUCACGGAAGGGGAGGUCUUCCGAGUCGAGAUGGUAGACUGGACUGGAGGUCGAGUUGGUGAUGACAACUCUGCCGAAGACAUCAAAUCCUUAGACCUCACAAUUACUCAUUAUCUCAGUGGCCCUUUAAGAGUGGUGGAUUCAAAAGGCAUUCCCGCCAAGCCUGGUGAUCUUCUAAUGGUUGAAAUAUGCAACUUGGGUCCACUUCCAGGUGAUGAAUGGGGUUAUACAGCAACCUUUGACAGAGAGAAUGGUGGAGGGUUUUUAACAGAUCACUUCCCCUGUGCAACUAAAGCCAUUUGGUACUUUGAAGGAAUAUAUGCAUACUCACCACACAUACCAGGAGUUCGAUUUCCUGGUUUGGCACACCCGGGGAUUGUUGGAACUGCACCAUCCAUGGAACUUCUAUGCAUAUGGAAUGAGAGGGAAAAGGAAUUGGCGGAAAAUGGCAUUGGAUUGCUGAAAUUAUGUGAAGUUCUACACCAACGCCCACUUGCGAACUUACCGACUGCCGAGAAUUGUCUCCUCGGAAUGAUAAAUGAAGGAACUCCUGAAUGGAAAAAGAUUGCAGAUGAAGCUGCAAGGACAAUUCCCGGAAGGGAAAAUGGAGGGAACUGUGACAUCAAAAAUCUCAGCAGAGGUUCUAAAGUAUAUCUACCAGUAUUUGUGGAAGGGGCAAAUCUCAGCACUGGUGACAUGCACUUUUCCCAGGGUGAUGGAGAAGUUUCAUUCUGUGGAGCGAUAGAGAUGAGUGGAUUCCUAGAACUCAAGUGUGAAAUCAUUAGGGAUGGAAUGAGAGAGUACCUGACACCAAUGGGCCCCACGGUUCUGCAUGUGAGCCCAAUCUUUGAGAUAGGGCCGGUGGAGCCGAGGUUCUCAGAGUGGCUGGUCUUCGAGGGAAUCAGCGUAGAUGAGGCAGGGCGGCAACACUUCCUCGAUGCAACAGUAGCCUACAAGCGAGCAGUCCUCAAUGCCAUCGACUACCUCUCGAAAUUUGGAUACUCCAAGGAGCAGGCGUAUCUGCUGCUGUCAUGCUGCCCCUGCGAGGGAAGGAUAUCAGGAAUAGUAGACUCCCCAAAUGCUGUAGCGACCCUUGCCAUUCCUACAUCCAUUUUUGAUCAGGAUAUAAGGCCAAGAUCCGGGAAAGUGCCAGCAGGACCGAGGGUGCUAAAGAGACUUCCGGAUGUCCUCAGGUGCACAUACGAUGGAAAUCUGCCGACGACACAAAACCCAUGCGGAAGCAUGUGAAUUCGAUGGGGAUCUCGGUUCAUGGUGUUCUUCGGAUUCUGCAUUGGCUCUUCAGCAUCCUAACUAUCAUACAAAUCUGUGGUCGUAGGCCUGUGUUCUUGGAGUUCUUAAAGACUACCAGUAUGGACAACUUGAAUGCCAUCUGCUGUCACUGAAUAAAUAGUGAGAUAGAUCGAAAUUGUUCCCAGAAA
This is a messenger RNA of Musa acuminata subsp. malaccensis (wild Malaysian banana), 1853 nucleotides long. The record is from RefSeq and is a predicted model, not a curated record. Lineage: Eukaryota; Viridiplantae; Streptophyta; Magnoliopsida; Zingiberales; Musaceae.